Messenger RNA from Lontra canadensis (Northern American river otter), 379 nucleotides. Its product is annotated as complement factor H-related protein 5-like. The transcript is spliced from 2 exons. Lineage: Eukaryota; Metazoa; Chordata; Mammalia; Carnivora; Mustelidae. The record is from RefSeq and is a predicted model, not a curated record. The annotation marks the transcript as partial.
AAUCUAAUUUUAAUAUUUUUAGAAUUUAGAACGCAGUCGUGCCCCCCUCCACCUCAGAUUCCCAAUGCUCAAAAUAUGGCAACGACGGUGAAUUAUCAGGAUGGAGAAAAAGUAUCUGUUGUCUGUCAAGACAAUUAUACAAUUCAGGGUGCAGAAGAAAUUGUGUGCCGAGAUGGAAGAUGGCAGUCAAUACCACGCUGUGUUGAUAUUUCCUGUGAGAAUCCACCCAAAGUGGAAAAUGCUAUUAUACUAAAUGAGAAGGCUAGGUAUCUACCUGGUCAGACUGCACAUUAUAAAUGCAUCAAACCUUUUGAAUUGUUUGGGGAAGUAGAAGUGACAUGUUUCAACGGGUACUGGUCACAACCACCUCAGUGUGCAG